UCUGCCAUAUCGGACGAAACAAUAACAUGAAAUCAGUAAGAAGAUGCCGAUCACACAAACUAAUAGCAGAGUUAGGAACAACUUUCAUUCAAACCUCCUCAAACAAAAGCAGAAAGAAUCACGAAUCGCCUGAAAUGAACAUGAACGUUUUCUACAAGAGUCUGUUGUUUUUACUGGGCUUUUUCUCAGUUCAGACGAAGGCGGGGACAGAAGUGAACGUAGCAGGAUGGGGAACAGCCGAUCAGUCGACAACAUAUACAACCUGUUAUGCUCAAAAAGCUCUGGAUAGGUUGAGAUCCACCUGUAGUCGUACAGUCACACAGAGUGACCCGUGGUGGAAACUGGAUCUGAUGAAGACGUACAGCGUGAACAGAGUGACCAUCACUAACAGUCUCCAGGACUGCUGUUACAGAUGGAUAAACGGGGCAGAGAUUCGGAUUGGAAACCAUUCUUCAGAUGUUUUCAGGAACCCACUAUGUGCUGUAGUUUCUACUAUCCCAGCAGGAGCUACCUACAGCUACUUGUGUCGUGGGAUGGAGGGACGUUAUGUUUCUGUGAAUAUUCCUGGAACUUCAAAGAUUCUUACUCUCUGUAAAAUGGGAGUCUAUGUGAUUUUUCCAGUAUAUCUUGCAGGUAAUUUGGCUACAGGAAGAACUGCCACACAGUCGUCAACCUAUGGCUACUGGUUUGCUCAACAAGCCAUUGACUUCAAUCCUGGUUUCACAAAUUCAUGGUCAGCAUGUUCUUCAACCGAUGCUCAGACUAACCCGUGGUGGAGGGUGGAUCUCGGUUCUGUGUACCGAGUUAAUAGAGUCGUCAUCACAAACAGACUAGACUGCUGUCCAGAGCGAAUAAACGGAGCACAGAUUCACAUCGGAAACUCUCUGGAGAACAACGGCAACAACAAUCCCAUAUGUGCUGUGAUUUCUAGCAUUCCAGCUGGUGUUUCCUCCAACUACACAUGUAACGAUAUGGAGGGUCAAUACGUGAAUCUGAUCAUUCCUGGAGAUUCAAAGUAUCUUACUCUGUGUGAGGUGCAGGUGUAUGGAGAAGGUCCUUUUUUGCCAGAAGACUCUUGUGAAGAUGAACCUGAAGUUUGAGUCUGUCUGAACCUGAGAUGAGAUCCAGCUCCUGUCACAGAUUCAGUCUGUUCUGGUGGAACGAGGGAUUUCUGACGUGAAGAAAGAGAUGAUGAUGAUGACGAUGAUCGUGAAACCUAAACUCUCUUCAGAUCAGUUUUGAUGUUCUUCAUUUACAUGCUGGAAUUUUUUC
This is a messenger RNA of Onychostoma macrolepis, 1272 nucleotides long. RefSeq lists its product as uncharacterized. NCBI's taxonomy places the organism in Eukaryota, Metazoa, Chordata, Actinopteri, Cypriniformes, Cyprinidae. Bases 27 to 1100 code for a protein of 357 amino acids. The transcript has 9 exons. The record is from RefSeq and is a predicted model, not a curated record.